GAGGGGCCGAAGCAUCAGCGAAGAGUAGCUGCGAGCAGCCGCGGUGGCGGCGGCGCGUCGUUGCAGUUGCGCCAUCUGUCAGGAGCCGAGCCGGCGAGGAGGGGGCUGCCGCGGGAGAGGAGGAGGGGUCGCCACGAGCUGAAGGCCAUCGAGACCCGCCCGCCCUCCGGCCGCGGGAGCAGAGGCGAGGCUGCCCCCGGAGCCGCGCGUCCUCCGUCGUCCGGGCGCGCGGCGCUUCUCCCCGCGCACCGAGGGCUCCCCGGGCGCGUACAAAGCCGCCGCCCGCGCCAGGGAGGGAUCCGGCCGCCGGGCCGGGGACACCCCGGCGCCGCCCCCUGGGUGCUCUCGGAAGGCCCACCUGCUCCCGGGCCUGCCGGGGAGCUACCGGAGCCGCCUCGGCCGCACUGGAGGAGGGCAGGGAGAGGACCAUGUGAAUGGGCUCCGGAGCCUGAGCGCCGCGCAGUUUUUUGAAGAAACAGGAUGCUGAUCUAGACGUGGAAAAAGACCAGUCCUGCUGCUGUUAUAGAAGACAUGUGGUGUAUAUAAAGUUUGUGAUAGUUGGCGGAAAUUUUGGAAUUUAGAUAAUGGGCUGUGUGCAAUGUAAGGAUAAAGAAGCAACAAAACUGACGGAGGAGAGGGACGGCAGCCUGAACCAGAGCUCCGGGUACCGCUAUGGCACAGACCCCACCCCUCAGCACUACCCCAGCUUCGGCGUGACCUCCAUCCCCAACUACAACAACUUCCACGCAGCCGGGGGCCAGGGACUCACGGUCUUCGGGGGUGUGAACUCUUCAUCUCAUACUGGGACCUUGAGAACAAGAGGAGGAACAGGAGUGACACUGUUUGUGGCCCUUUAUGACUAUGAAGCACGGACGGAAGAUGACCUGAGUUUUCACAAAGGAGAAAAAUUUCAAAUAUUGAACAGCUCGGAAGGAGAUUGGUGGGAAGCCCGCUCCUUGACAACAGGAGAGACCGGAUACAUCCCCAGCAAUUAUGUGGCUCCCGUUGACUCUAUCCAGGCAGAAGAGUGGUACUUUGGAAAACUUGGCCGAAAAGAUGCUGAGCGACAGCUUUUGUCCUUUGGAAACCCAAGAGGUACCUUUCUUAUCCGAGAGAGUGAAACCACCAAAGGUGCCUAUUCACUUUCUAUCCGUGAUUGGGAUGAUAUGAAAGGAGAUCAUGUCAAACAUUAUAAAAUUCGCAAACUUGACAAUGGUGGAUACUAUAUUACUACCCGGGCCCAGUUUGAAACACUUCAGCAGCUUGUACAACAUUACUCAGAGAGAGCUGCAGGCCUCUGCUGCCGCCUAGUCGUUCCCUGUCACAAAGGGAUGCCAAGGCUUACCGAUCUGUCUGUCAAAACCAAAGAUGUCUGGGAGAUCCCUCGAGAAUCCCUGCAGUUGAUCAAGAGACUGGGAAAUGGGCAGUUUGGGGAAGUAUGGAUGGGUACCUGGAACGGAAACACAAAAGUAGCCAUAAAGACUCUUAAACCAGGCACAAUGUCCCCUGAAUCCUUCCUCGAGGAAGCACAGAUCAUGAAGAAGUUGAAGCACGACAAGUUAGUCCAGCUCUACGCCGUGGUGUCGGAAGAACCCAUCUACAUUGUCACCGAGUAUAUGAAUAAAGGAAGUUUGCUUGAUUUCUUAAAAGAUGGAGAAGGCAGAGCUCUGAAAUUACCAAAUCUUGUGGACAUGGCUGCACAGGUUGCUGCGGGAAUGGCUUACAUUGAGCGCAUGAAUUAUAUCCACAGAGAUCUGAGAUCAGCAAACAUUCUAGUGGGGAAUGGACUAAUAUGCAAGAUUGCUGACUUUGGAUUGGCCCGAUUGAUCGAAGACAAUGAGUACACAGCAAGACAAGGUGCAAAAUUCCCCAUUAAGUGGACGGCCCCUGAAGCAGCCCUGUAUGGGAGGUUCACAAUCAAGUCUGAUGUGUGGUCUUUUGGGAUUUUACUCACAGAGCUGGUCACCAAAGGAAGAGUGCCAUACCCAGGCAUGAACAACCGCGAGGUGCUGGAGCAGGUGGAGCGUGGCUACCGGAUGCCCUGCCCGCAGGACUGCCCCAUCUCUCUGCAUGAGCUCAUGAUCCACUGCUGGAAAAAGGACCCCGAAGAACGCCCCACUUUUGAGUACUUGCAGGGCUUCCUGGAAGACUACUUUACCGCCACAGAGCCCCAGUACCAGCCUGGUGAAAACCUGUAAGGCCCGGGUCUGCGGAGAGAGGCCUGUACCAGAGGCUGCCCCACCCCUCCCCAUUAGCUUUCAAUUCCGUAGCCAGCUGCUCCCAAGCAGCCAGAACCGUCCAGGAUCAGAUUGCAUGUGACUCUGAAGCUGACGAACUUCCAUGGCCCUCAUUAAUGACACUUGUCCCCAAAUCUGAACCUCCUCUGUGAAGCAUUCGAGACAGAAUCUUGUUAUUUCUCAGACUUUGGAAAAUGCAUUGUAUCGAUGUUAUGUAAAAGGCCAGACCUCUGUUCAGUGUAAAUAGUUACUCCAGUGCCAAUGAUCCUAGUGCUUUCCUUUUUUUAAAAUGCAAAUCCUAUGUGAUUUUAACUCUGUCUUCACCUGAUUCAACUAAAAAAAAAAAAGUAUUAUUUUCCAAAAGUGGCCUCUUUGUCUAAAACAAUAAAAUUUUUUUUCAUGUUUUAACAAAAACCAA
Messenger RNA from Nycticebus coucang (slow loris), 2655 nucleotides. It is a transcript of the gene FYN, whose product is annotated as FYN proto-oncogene, Src family tyrosine kinase. The coding region runs from base 585 to 2198 and encodes 537 amino acids. NCBI's taxonomy places the organism in Eukaryota, Metazoa, Chordata, Mammalia, Primates, Lorisidae. The transcript has 14 exons. Gene Ontology annotation, biological process: protein phosphorylation; cell differentiation; cell surface receptor protein tyrosine kinase signaling pathway. The record is from RefSeq and is a predicted model, not a curated record. Gene Ontology annotation, molecular function: ATP binding; signaling receptor binding; non-membrane spanning protein tyrosine kinase activity. Gene Ontology annotation, cellular component: extrinsic component of cytoplasmic side of plasma membrane.